Messenger RNA from Plasmodium fragile, 597 nucleotides. RefSeq lists its product as uncharacterized. NCBI's taxonomy places the organism in Eukaryota, Apicomplexa, Aconoidasida, Haemosporida, Plasmodiidae. The coding region runs from base 1 to 597 and encodes 198 amino acids. The record is from RefSeq and is a predicted model, not a curated record. The transcript has a single exon.
AUGAAGAGGAUGUACAUUGGCUUAGCUCUACUCUAUUGUAGUGUACUGGAUCUACUGCAUGCGCUCUUCAAGAAAAGUGGUGGGGUGAUAAAGAAGAACCCUCUGCAUGACAAAGGGCUUGGUUACAUCUCCUCUCUAGAGAAGCAGAACACUGCGAACAGCAUCCACAUGAAACAUAUAACGCUCAUAAAGAGGAAGAAAAAAAAGUUCAUUCUUGCUAAAAAAAAAAGAGACACCAACAUGUUAAUUACGGUGCGCGCUUCCCAGCAGGAGGGCGCGGACGGCCUCAGGAUGAGUCCCCCCCUGUACAUGCUCGGUCAGGAUACCCUGGACCCCUCAGAUGGGGGCAGCGGCCAAUCGGGUGCAAGAAGCAGCCAAUCGGGUGGAAGUGGCGCAGAUGGAGGGGGCGAAGAGGACGCCCCGAGCAGAGGCCAACCCCACGUGCAGCUGCAGCCCCCCAGUGAGGAAGCCCUGUCCCCCAGUUCCCCUGGGCACGACGACGGGGAUGACGUGGAAGAUGACCAAGACGAGAGGAGGAAGAAGAAAAGGAAAAAAAAAAAAAAAAGAGUCAAGGGGGGAGAACAGCAACUCAGUUGA